Molecule: messenger RNA, 2823 nt
Organism: Pseudogymnoascus verrucosus
Lineage: Eukaryota; Fungi; Ascomycota; Leotiomycetes; Thelebolales; Thelebolaceae
Exons: 2
Coding region: 955-2601 (548 amino acids)
Biological process (GO): carbohydrate metabolic process
Cellular component (GO): extracellular region
Molecular function (GO): hydrolase activity, hydrolyzing O-glycosyl compounds; cellulose binding
Source: RefSeq, a predicted model, not a curated record
GAUAUUAUCUUCACUAAGAAAGCGAACACGGCUCGUUAGCUCACAGAGGGGACUGAGCGCGGAAAAUAGUAUGAACAAGGGCCGACAACCGUAAAGUGGUUGAAUUCUGGCAUUGAUUAAUUUUUAAUAUAUAGAUUGGCGCUAUCGGUUUGCUUUGUUCGGAUGCGGCUGCCGAGAGGCUAUAGAGUGGUCUGGAGAUGCGGCGAACGCACCGCUCCGUGCCGAGGAACAUUCUCCCAUUAUUUCACAUCGCGAAGCAUACUUGGCGCCCUUCGAUUUUGCAAAGACCAGGUGACAAUAUCGACAAAUUAAUCGAUAUUCCGAGUUCGCAUCUCGUUGAGAGUUGACUCUACGUCAGUUUUGCCAUGUAUGCUUCGCACUCAGUGCCGCUCGCUAGGAUACCAGGUCCGUCGGGACCUGAGGGAGGCACCAAAGACGGGAUGGCAGGCGCCACUAAUCUUGCCCGCCUUUGGGCGUUUCAACACCUCAACGCCACGCAUACUGUGGUUGGCGCAUUCAGCAAUGUGGCAGCGCGAUGAGAGGGGCAGUGGGGCGGGAGAAUGAGAGAAGGCGGGGAGAUGAGGUCGCGGGGUCAGUGGAGGCGUAUCUUGGCAUCCUCUCCACAAUACUACCUCUAGGUGCGGCGAUAUGCCUGGUGAAUGCCGUUGCAGUCCCCCUGAAUCUCACGGAGUAUUUGCAUCUCCGCACAAAACUUCAGGCCACACGGGCCGCCUCUAUAGAUUGAAGUCUGACCUAGUCAGCCUCUCUAUCUCUCCGCCAUGGGCAUCCCCACAGUCCAUUUCUUGCAUUCUCCCGUCUGGCCCGUCAGCCCGGGGUCCACCUUCCAUUAUCCUUCUGGAAGCGCCGUCUCGAAGCCAUUUGCUGCAGAUACAGGCCAAUGGAUAAUCAUGCGUGCCGACAGGCACAGCCUGAGUUGUCUACUCCCGGUAGAUCAUGGCGUAUAAAGCUGUGCCCGAUCCCACCUCAAAUUCCUUUCUCUCAUCAUCACAGUAUCAAACUCUCAAGACUCUCCAGCUCACUUCAAUCAUGAUGUACCCACGCGCCCUUCUCGUUUCUGCUCUGGCAGCCGCUGUGGCUGGCCAACAGGUCGGCACUCUCACCGCGGAAACUCACCCUUCCAUGACCUGGCAGACUUGCACUGCCCCAGGCAGCUGCACUACCAACAACGGAAAGGUCGUCAUUGAUGCCAACUGGCGUUGGGUUCACUCCACCAGCGGAUCAACCAACUGUUACGAUGGACAGACUUGGGACGCGACCCUUUGCCCAGAUGACAAGACCUGUGCCGCCAACUGCGCCCUGGACGGAGCCGAUUACUCUGGCACUUACGGUGCUACGACUAGCGGAAACGCCCUUUCCCUGAAGUUUGUCACCAAGUCCGCCCAGACAAACAUCGGCUCUCGUCUGUACAUGAUGAAGGAUGACAGCAACUACGAGAUGUUCAAGGUGCUCGGCAAGGAGUUCACCUUCGAUGUCGAUGUGUCGAACUUGCCCUGUGGACUGAACGGAGCUCUGUACUUCGUUUCCAUGGAUGCUGACGGAGGAAUGACCAAGUUCCCUACCAACAAGGCUGGUGCCAAGUACGGAACGGGAUACUGCGACUCCCAAUGCCCCCGUGAUCUCAAGUUCAUCAGCGGCCAGGGUAACGUUGAGGGAUGGACCAAGUCUUCCAACGAUGCCAACUCUGGUAUCGGUAACCACGGUUCGUGCUGUGCUGAGAUGGACCUGUGGGAGGCCAACUCGAUCUCGAACGCCUACACUCCCCACCCUUGCGACACCCCCGGCCAGACCAUGUGCACCGGCAAUGCUUGCGGUGGCACCUACAGCAACGACCGCUACGCCGGAACUUGCGAUCCUGAUGGAUGCGACUUCAACCCUUACCGCCAGGGUAACCUGAACUUCUACGGCCCAGGCAAGACCGUCGACACCAAGUCCAAGUUCACCGUCGUCACCCAGUUCAUCACCAACGACGGAACCGCCACCGGUACCCUCACCGACAUCAAGCGCUUCUACGUCCAGAACGGUGUCGUCAUCCCCAACUCCGUCUCCUCCAUCGCCGGCACCAGCGGCAACUCGAUCACCACCGAUUUCUGCACUGCCCAGAAGUCCGUCUUCGGUGACACCAACGACUUCGCCAAGCACGGUGGCCUCGCCAACAUGGGCGCUGCCCUCAAGGCUGGUAUGGUCCUCGUCAUGUCCGUCUGGGAUGACCAUGCAUCCAACAUGCUCUGGCUCGACAGCACCUUCCCCACCGACUCCACCAAGCUCGGUGCCAAGCGUGGUACUUGCGCCACCACCUCCGGUGUCCCCAGCGACGUCGAGGCCAACGUCCCCAACUCCUCCGUCACCUACUCCAACAUCAAGGUUGGCCCCAUCGGCUCUACCUACGGCUCCGGCUCCGGCACUGGCACUGGCACCACCACCAGCGCCGCCCCUCCUACCCAGAGCACCACCCCACCAACUGGCGGCGGCACUGCUCCCAAGUGGGGACAGUGUGGUGGUAUCGGAUGGACUGGCCCAAAGACUUGCGUCGCCGGCUCCACCUGCACCUACGGCAACGACUGGUACUCCCAGUGCUUGUAAGCAAAGAAAGUCAAUUGCUUCAUGUCGGGCACGUAGGGGCGAGGAAGACCGUCUAUGGUGGUUAGAUUCGGACCUUGGGGACUGGCAGGGAGUGGUGUAUAUAGGAAUAGAGCUUCUGCUGUCUGUAUAUAUUCUAAGAAGCGGCUUAUGUUGAGAUAUGAUUGUUAUUUUGGGGUUUACGGCGGUUGAAGAGGGUUAGAGUCGAGUUUGAUAAAUAGGCAC